Messenger RNA from Candida tropicalis MYA-3404, 1218 nucleotides. Its product is annotated as proteasome regulatory particle lid subunit. Lineage: Eukaryota; Fungi; Ascomycota; Pichiomycetes; Serinales; Debaryomycetaceae. The coding region runs from base 1 to 1218 and encodes 405 amino acids. The transcript has a single exon. Gene Ontology annotation, cellular component: nucleus; proteasome regulatory particle, lid subcomplex; cytosol. Gene Ontology annotation, molecular function: structural molecule activity. The record is from RefSeq and is a predicted model, not a curated record. Gene Ontology annotation, biological process: ubiquitin-dependent protein catabolic process.
AUGUCAGCAAUGGAUAUAGAUACUGAAGUUUCAACAGUCUUGGCUACUAUUAGACUGGAAUCUGAAAAUGCAGAAUUGAUCAAUACUGUUUUUCAAUUGGAAGAUUUUUACGAACGUAAAUUAUGGCACCAAUUAACUGAAGUUUUAGAUCAAAUAUACUAUCACUUUGAUUCUACGAUAAUUACUCCAGACUUGAAAAAUAAAUUCUAUAAUUUGUUUAUUAGACAAUUUCAAUCCAAGUUGAAUCCAAUUAAAGUGGUUGAUUUUUUGUUGGAAUCCUAUGAAGAUAAUGAACAAACUUUGGACACUUUGUUGACAUUAAAGACUGAUUUUAUAACUAAUUUAAAGAAAGAACACAAUUUUAAAGAUGAAGAGGAUCCAGAAUUUAAAAAAUUAGUUGAUGAGGAUGAGGCCAUUAUUUAUGUUAAAUUACAAAUUGCUCGUUAUUAUUUACUUUUGAAUAAAUUGAAUGAUGCUGAAGAUAUUUUAACUGAAUUAUCAUCUAAAUUUGAAAAUUUGAACAAUAAUUUGAAUUCUAAAAUUAAUGCUGCUUAUUAUUUAACAAAGAGUGAACAUUGCAAGAUUUUAAGUAACUACAAUGAUUACUACACAAAUGGAUUGUUGUAUUUAUCAUCAGUUAGUAAUUUGAAUGCAGAAGAAAAAUCUAAAUUAUGUUAUGAAUUAUGCAUUGCUGCAUUAUUGGGUGAUAAGAUAUACAAUUAUGGAGAAUUGAUUUCUCAUGAACUUGUCAAGGAUAUUCAUGAAAAUGAAGUAGAGUUUAAAUUGGUUAAUUAUUUGAAUGAAGGUAAUUUGCUAGAAUUUAACAAAUGGUUAGAAAUUGCAUUUAACAAAUCACCAUUUUUGAAAGAACAUGAAUUGUUUUUAAGACAAAAAAUUAUUAUAAUGGCAUUAUUAGAAUUGAUAUCUACUAAGUCAACAACUAACAAGCAAUUGACAUUUAAAGAAAUUAGUGAGUUUACUGGUACUCCAUUGAAUGAUGUUGAGCAUUUGAUUAUUAAAUGUUUUUCAUUGAAUUUAAUUCAAGGCUAUAUUAACCAAUUACAAGAAUUGUUGAUUAUUACUUGGUUACAACCAAGAAUUUUGAACUUGAAUCAAGUGAAAACUUUGUAUAAUCAUUUGGUUGAAUGGGAUAAUAAGGUUGAAGAAUUAGGUAAAACAGUAUAUGAGAAUGGUGGUACUGUUUGGGCUGGUAUGUAA